AAAUGUGCACAGGCACAGGCUCAAAAAUAUGGAGGAGGCUGCUAAGAUCCACAUCCAAAGCAAUGUUUUUUAUACACUUCCAAACGCGUCAUUUCAUUUCACCGAAGGAUCACACAACAACCUUAUGUCAAAUAGUUGCAACCCACGCCAUAGAUCCGUAAAUGGAAAGCUUGCUAAUUAUCCAUCCUGCGGAUAAAAACUGGGUUGCUAUUUUCCCCUGUCCUGCUGCUCAGUUGGCAAGCGCAGCAGGCUCGCAGCUUCUGCGAUGGUCACACGGGGGAACGUUUCAAGCCGAAAGCAAGCCGUUUGCACAGCCGGCUUCUGGCCAGGAUUUGCAAGCGAGCGCUUUAACCCUCCACCCCACCUCGCACCCCUCCUAAGUGGCAUGCAAAUAAAUAUCAGGGAAGAGAGGGAGAAAACCGCCCAGCGAGCAAAUGUAAGCGCUGCUACUAUUGGCCCGUGCAGAGGGCGGGGAGGACCGGUGUCAUUUCGCCGCGUUGCAUCACGCGCCCCCGGGCCUCGAGCAAAGGAGCCCGCCCACUCCGAGGCGAAUUUGGCCGGCAAAGGGAAGGGAAGGAAGGAGGCUCGCUCGGCUCCGCGGCUAAGAUUGGCUCCGGGAGGCGGGCUGGGCCCUGCCUCGAUAGGGCAGGAGAGCUGUCACACUCCUCGCCGAAUCGAGUUUCUCGCCUUUUACGCACGGCCAUUGCGCGCAGGGAAAUAUUUGGAGAAUUCGCCGGGGAGAAGCGUGUCGACUGCUGGUUGCCACUGCUUUUCCUCCUCCUCCUCCUCCUCUUUGCACGGGUGGAGUGCUCUGGUCCAGCGGGAGAGGCAGGACCGGCCGCCUUGCUACGCAUCUCCUCGAGGGCAAGCCUUGCCAGGUAACAAGAGAAAGCUCGCGCCUUCGCCAGCUGCUCGCUUGCUUCCCAUUCAGCUUUCUUGCAUUGCUUGCGCUUCCCAGGAAGCUACGGGAGGCGGCUGGAAGGUUGCAAUUCUCCUCUGUCGCCGCCGCCUCCUCGCGUUGGCGCGCAGAAGGAACGUUUCCAAGCCGCCGUUCGUCCCCUAUUUUAUGCAUCUUUCCAGGGCUUCCCGCCGAGGCGUCCUCUUGGUGCUCAGUUUUUGGUGUGGACAUGCCCUGCUAAGGAAGAGGAUGGGUUUCCCCACCUCCCUUAAUUUCUGGGUUUUGUUGCGCGCUCGGUUGACAGGUUUGGCUUGCAAGCCUCGACCCAUUUUCUCCAGGGUUGUCCCAAAUUGCAUGUAUGCAGAUUACUCACCCUGCUUGCAGGCCGAAUUUGAAUACAGCACUUGCUUGUGGAAAAGAGCCUGGCUGAACACAGUACUGUAUAUCACAAGCAAAUGUGAUUAGGACUGUAUCGCUCGACGGCUACAGAUGCUGCCGCCUAAAAACGUGGAGCGUUCCUCGACGGUCCAGUUUUAAAGUACCUUGGACGACCCUGUCAGGAUCUGACUGAGGGCCGACCCAAGACUAAUAUUCUGUAUCCUUCAGUUGCAAAAAAAUACAAUUAUUUUUAAUUAGCGUUUUCAAGUGUUCAGGGCCCUUUUGAAGCACAGAGCUGUAAGGGACACCCCAGGGUCAUCCAGUCCAGCCCCCUUUCAAUGCAGUUUCCACAACAACCCUGCGAGGUAAGUCAGCAUUCUUAUUACCCAUAGAUAGAGAGCUGAGGUCGAGAGACAGCCUUUGCCUAAAUUCACGCCGUGAAUACAUGGCUCGGGCGAAAUUUGAUCCGGGUACCUCUUUAGCCACUAUGAUUCAGCGACUCUGGCUGCUGGUUUCCAUGGCAGCUGAUAGGCAGAGAGAUACAUUGCCUUUGAACCUGGACGUUCCAUUUUAGUUGUUACGAGUAAUAACUGUUUAUAGACCCCCAUAAAUUUUAUCUGCUCAUUCCGCCGCCGCCCCCUCACCUGGCCACUAGUUUAAGUUCUUAACUGUAGAGGGUAGCUUGCCAUUUAGAGACAUGUGAUCCAGCCCUUCACCUUGCAUUCCUCUCCUUCCUAUUAUUUUUUAAAGACACAUCAUUCCCAGUUCGUUUGUUGCGCCUUUAAACCCGCAGGCUGCUCCGUUGCGCUUGCCUUAAAGCAAGAAAACGGGCUCGUGUUUCUUACUGGCUUCUCUCCAGGGGAAACAUAUGUGCGUGGUCCCCCCACCUUUAUUUUGCGGCGGGUUUUUGUUUUGUUUUUAACAAGUAUCCCCCACCCCCGCUCCGCCGGCAGUAGAAUCGCGCGAGUUGGAACUCGGGACGGCCCUUCCCUCCGGGUCUCGACUUCACAGUCGCGUUUCUCCUUAAGGCGAUGUUUGGUGCACACGAGGGUGCCUGUUUCUAGAAGAAUCGCAUGGAAGGAAGCCGUUGGCGGCAGCAGCUUCCUCCAGCGCUCUCGGCUGGCUGCGGUGCAAAUGGCGCUUGCUUGCCAGGAACUCGAACAGGAGGGCGGGCUGGGCUGGUGCAGACGGAGCUGCGCAACAGCGGCGGCGAAUGUUGGAAACCGCCGGGUUCUAGAACGCGAGCCCGGGGAAUUCCAAUUUGGAACGCGGAUUCAAAUUUGGAACGCAGCUGAAGCCGCUGGAAGAACGCCUGCUGUUCAUCCCAAGGGGGGAAGGGAGGAGAGGCGUGGCUCGGUUUUCUCUCUCUUGCGUGCGCCUUCUCUCUUUACAAGCAAGGAGGCGGUGUCUUCGCUCUGGUGGAAGAGAAAAUUUUCCAACUUGCGUGACGCAACCGAUACGCCCAUGGUGCCCUCCUAGUGGUGCAGCAAAAUAAUAAUAAUAAUAAUUGCUAGCGCAUUUGCAAAACUAACCAUGAUCCAGGGGAUGCGUUCAAAUUGAAUUGGGACCGCGUGUUGAGAUCCCUGCAUUGGCCUCGAUGACCCUCGGGGGUUUCUUCCGUGUCUGAUUCCUUUUGCUAUUCGUGGAAACAGAGACACACCCCUGCGCUGACGUCAGGAGUUGUGCCCGCCUCAGUUAGGACCCCCUCUCCGAUAUCUCUCCUCCAGACCUCUGGAGUUGCUCCUCCUUGUAGCCUAUUGACCUGCUUUCUCCUAAAUCUGUCAGUAGUGCGAAGGAGAAGUUGCUUCCAUAUGCCAAGCCCUGGGCAGCUUUGUGGACACUGCUCAAAGAAAGAGGGCAGAUAAAUGGCCUGGAAGGGAUGAUAGUAGUGAAGCCCGCCCUCUCAGGGAAUGUGUUGCCUGCCCCCCCCUUUGCAUUUUAUUUAAGGGCCCACCAAAAUCUGGAACGAGCUCUGAAUCUUUCUUUGAGACCUUGUGUAGGGGAUAUGAGCACUCAAAGCAGUAAUUUGCUGUGCGUGGGAAAGUGGAUUUCUCCCUUUGUCCAUUGCCAUUCCAAAGUGUUCUGGAUUGACCUUUGAGUCCCUGCUUGAAAGUAGUAUUAGACAGGGAGGUCUUUUUCCUAUGGUGGCUCCAUGCUUUUCAAACUCUUUGCCUAGAUAGGUAGGUGUGGCUCUGAUCUUUUUUCCAUUUAAUAAGACCUUGAGGAUUCCCUGCUUCUCCCCCCCCCCCCAUUGUUUUUAGUUGGUAUUUAUUUUAGUUGUUUGGUAUUUAACUGCUACUUUUUAAAUUCUUCGUUUUCUGCAUUUGCUGCAUACUUUCCUGUGCUGAUUUAAUGUUUUAUUGCUGCCAUAACCUGCUUAGAUGUCUUAGUGUGGUUUUUUGAAAUUGCACUUUUAUGGCUUGCAAAUUACCCUGCGGGUGAGUUUUGUGUUUUUAUAUCCCGUGAGUCACCUUGGUUAAUCCCAAAAGGUGGCUUGUAUAAGAAUCUAAACAAAUUAAAGUUUAUGUCCAAAUGCUCAAAGGCAGGCUUUCUCAAACUCGGCCCUCCAGAUGUUUUUGGCCUACAACUCCCACAGUCCCUAGCUAGCAGGACCCAGUGGUCAGGGAUGAUGGGAAUUGUAGUCACAAAACAUCUGGAGGGCCAAAUUUGAGAGAGCCUGCUCAAAGGUCUCUUCUCUCCACCCUGCCCCAUUUGAUCCUUGCCAACAACUGGAAGGUAGGUUAGGCUGCAAGAGAGGAACCAAUCAAAAGUCACUGAGUGAGCUGGAAUGGGAAUUUGAACCCAGGACAUUCUGCGUUUCAGUCGGCAUAUUUCAGAAAGUGCCAAUAAGGUAGAUUUGCCUUUAAAUGCAAACUGAUUCAAAUUCCUCCCGCCUUCUUAAAUGGAUUGUAAUGUCUUGUUGCCAGUUGGCAUGGAAUGCACCAAUCCUGCUGGUCCUAUUGCAGGGCUGAGAAAAUAAAGUACCCACGAGCCAGCAUUAGAUGUGUUAGUGACUGGUUCGUACAGGUUUGACUUUGAACACAUACACCCAUGCAAGCAUCACAUAGGCAAUUGUGACUUGCCAGCCCAUAAACCCUGUGCAAGGCAUCCUAUUGCCUGGCUGGUCUUGAAUCAAGACCCUGCAGCAGUGACAGCCAGGUAAAUCCUUAGAAGUGCAUGAGUUGCUCAGCUUUACAUGCGAGUAUGUUCUUAACUUGGGGCUUAAAGCUGUAAAUAGCUUGCAGGAUUUAAUUUAUUGAGAGAGUCCAAAAGCCUUUGUUGCCUCUCUGUAUUGGGUAACUAUGCAGAUUAUGUGGAAAAAAAGAAACCUGUGCUUGUGCAGCCAGCUAUGUCUUUAAACAGGUGAUGGGACAAGGGACUUCAAAGGGCAGUUGUUUUGCACCUCCCUCUUCCCAGGAGUGCAGUUUUUCUUACAGCAGUAAUCAACACAUUUAUACACCCCGUAGUCCAGCCUUUUCUCAGCCUUGAGUCCCCCAGAUGUUGUUGGACUACAACUCCUUCAUCCCAUCAUAGUGACUGGGAGUGGCCGCCGAGACCACAUAACACCGGUCUUGAAAGACCUACAUUGGCUCCAGUACAUUUCCGAGCACAAUUCAAAGUGUUGCUGCUGACCUUAUUAGCCCUAAACAGCCUUGGCCCAGUAUACCUGAAGGAGCGUCUCCACUCCCAUCGUUCACUGAGGUCCAGCGCCGAGGGCCUUCCCUCACUGUGAGAAGCCAAAUUACAGGGAACCAGGCAGAGGGCCUUCUCGGUAGUGGCACCCGCCCUGUGGAAUGCCCUCCCAGCAGAUGUCAAAAAGAUAAACAACUGCCUGAUGUUUAGAAGACAUCUGAAGGCAGCCCUGUUUAGGGAAGUUUUUAAUGUUUGGUGUUUUAGUCAUAGUGUGUUUUUAAUCUUUAUUGGAAGCUGCCCAGAGUGGCUGGGGAAGCCCAGCCAGAUGGGCAGGGUACAAACAAUAAAUUAUUAUUAUUAUUAUUAUCCCUAGUUAUUAUUAUUAUUAUUAUUAUUAUCCCUAGGUAGCAGGACCGGCAGUCAGGCUGCUCCUAGUCACUGUGAGGUUUUUUGAAGCUCGGAGGGAGUGAUCCAAAUUUCCACAUGGUAGAAAUCUUCCCUGUUUCAAAGAAUUUACAUAAGCAAUGCUUUGUAGCUUUUGGCUGCACUCUGAAGCAAGGUCAUUCCUCUAUAAUCUUCCCACCUCAGCUUGUGUGAAAAAAACUUCCGCUGAACCUGUUUUAACCCUUCAGGCACUGCUGGCUGUUUACACACCUUUGCUGAAACAUUCUUCUGAGCAGUAGGUGGAAAAUUCCACCACUACCACUGAGCCAAAAUCCCCAGUGGUAGGAUCAGCUUCCUCUUGAAAAAGAACAGAACACUUAAAGGUAUAAUUGUGAUUUUUUGUAUUGACUCUGAUCACACUGGUGGGCUUCUGGGACUCAGUAAAACCUUCCCCACAAAGUAAUAUUCGCUUUCUGCAGCUGUAUGGUUGUUUGACUUAUUUCCCCUCUGCUACUGAUUCCUGUUUCUUGUGUCUUCCCUUCCUUUUGCUUUUUCCUAAGCAGCAGACGCGGGUGGCUCUGUGGGUUAAACCACAGAGCCUAGGACUUGCCGACCAGAAGGUUGGCGGUUCGAAUCCUCACAACGGGGGUGAGCUCUCAUUGCUUGGUCCCUGCACCUGCCAACCUAGCAGUUCAAAAACACAAAGUGCAAGUAGAUAAAUAGGGAAGGUGGCAUUUCCGUGCGCUGCUCUGGUUCGCCAGAAGCGGCUUAGUCAUGCUGGCCACAUGACCCGGAAGCUGUACGCCGGCUCCCUCGGCCAAUAAAGCGAGAUGAGCGCCGCAACCCCAGAGUCGUCUGCGACUGGACCUAAUGGUCAGGGGUCCCUUUACCCUUAAACAGCAGAUAGGCAAAUGUGCUCCUCUAGGAAGGCAUAGCCCCCCAAUGAAAGUUCCUAAGAUGGAGCAACUUCAUUUUAAAAUUAAUAUGUUUAUAUAGGCAACUUCUUCUUCCAGGGAGCCAAUUCUUGUAGUUGGCAUUCAACAACAUGUGGAGGGGUGACAAGUUGCCUAUCCCAACGCUGAAGGCGCCCUAGUGUCCGUAUUGGGAAUUAUAGUGGCUGGGUGGGGGCAGUGGAUGAAUGACUAAGCUCGUAUUUAGAAUUUUCUCCAACUGGAAAACUACCUGGGAGACCAGCUCAGAUGGCUGCACUACCUGAAGAGGCAGGGCAUAGGAAGACGAAAGGUGGAGUUGCAACUCGUGCUUCUCCUUGGGAACUGUGUAUUCUGGUGACCUGGUGUCAUUACAGGUCCAGACCUUUAUAUAAAUAAAUGUUGGCACAGCAACAGCGCUGGCUCAGCUACCUCUUGCCCUGUAUCCAGUGGAGAACAGAUCUCCAUACUUACACCUGCAAUCAUUAUGAAUGUGGAAGUUCAGGUUUCUAUUACCUUUUCAUUCCGCCCUUGUUCAGAGUAGUUGUUCUUUUCCUCACCCCAUUUUAUCCUUUCACUUACUAACACUGUAAUUUAGGAAGUGACCAGCCCCAGGACUACUUAUCAAAUUUCGGGGGGGGGGGAGGAGAUUUGAAUCUGGGUCUUCCUGUGGAGAUGACACAGAGGGUUGUAGCAUUCCUGAACUAGAAAACACAGGAUACCUUUUUUGUGUGUGUGUGUGUGUUGGGGCUGAGGGUGUUAUAAAGUUUAGUUCUGAACUCUGAUCCCUGUGUGAAAUUAUAUUCACUGAAAUUAGAAGUCUUGGUUGACUGCCACUAGUAGCCAGUGAAGCGGUUGUUGUUAGUAUAUAAAUCCUUUACCAACUUGGGCUCAUUCUGUGGAACUUUGAAUUCUACAAGUGUCACACAGUGUUAAUUUGGCAGUGGUAAGGAGUCAUUCUCUUCGCCUGGUAGCACUGUACUUUUGGAACUCCCUGCCUAUUGACAUGAAGCAAGCACCAUCGCUGCAUUUUACUAGAUAUUCUGUUUCAGCUGGCCUAUCCAGAAACAUAAUCUGGUUCAAAGAAUCAUAUGGAAGUGACCACUGGGGUCAUCUAGACCAGCCCCCUGCAAUGCAGGAAUCUUUUACCCGGUGUGGGGCUUGAACCCAUGACCUCAAGUCUACCAGCAGAGCAAUUCCAGCAGUCAAUAUGGUUACAAUAUGGUUUUAUUGUUUUUAGAUGAGUUUAAUAGUCUUUAGACAUUUUAAACAAGUUGUAAGUGUAUUCUUGAUUGUAUUUUUUUUAGUCACAGAUGUGUUUGUUGCCCUGGGCUCCUUUGGGAACAAAAGGCAGGAUAUACAUUUAAUUGUUGUUGUUUAGUCGUGUCCGACUCUUUGUGACCCCCUGGACCAGAGCACGCCAGGCACUCCUGUCUUCCACUGCCUCCCGCAGUUUGGUCAAACUCAUGCUGGUAGCUUCGAGAACACUGUCCAACCAUCUCGUCCUCUGUCGUCCCCUUCUCCUUGUGCCCUCCAUCUUUCCCAACAUCAGGGUCUUUUCCAGGGAUGUCUUCUCUUCUCAUGAGGUGGCCAAAGUAUUGGAGCCUCAGCUUCAGGAUCUGUCCUUCCAGUGAGCACUCAGGGCUGAUUUCCUUCAGAAUGGAUAGGUUUGAUCUUCUUGCAGUCCAUGGGACUCUCAAGAAAAUUAAGUAAAUAAACAUAACAUUCACCUGUCUUAUUCUAACUAUAGGUUCAGUAUUGUUGAUGUGAAUGGAGCCUUAUUUCAGUCCAAAUGCUGGGUGUUUGCAGUCUAAUUUCUUUUUGGUGAAUGUGAGUUAAACAUCAAUGAGAAGGAAAAGUGCUCAGCUGUGACCGGCUCAGGCCUGUUGUGCAUUUGACUAUCAAAACUCACAAGAGCAAACAUGCAUUUCAUUAGCUGGGAGUUGACAUUUGAUAGGGUGCACGGAAAUGAGUUUCCUUUGCUUUCAUUCAGCUUUGAUUGAAAAGAAAGGAAAGACAUGUCUGGCACGCAGGAGUCCUAAAACUGGGUUGCUGAGUCACGGGACCAACCUGGUCCAGCAAGAAAACUGCUAGCACAUUUGCAAAGCUAAGUAGGGUCCAGUGCUGUUUCAAGUUGGAUAGGGGGCUGUGUGUUGAGAUUGGGAUCGGACUAAUGACCCCCAGGCGUUGCACAUUCCCCCGGCUGCUAAUAUGUCCUAACUCCAUAGAAAACAUCAACGCAAACUUUCUUUUUUGUUUCCCCUCCCUAGGCCAGAUCUCUUUAUUUUGGGGAUAUUCCGAGACCUGCUUCCCACGGUUCUCUUCUCCGCCCCAACACCCGCGGAUCCCAAGUUAUGUCCACUGCUCUAAUUAAUCUGGUUAGAAACGGAGGCCACCAGGUGAGGAGGAGAGCACUGCUGACGUCGCGCCUGUUGCAAGACGACAAGCGGGCGGCGGCUAUUUGCCCGAGCUCCACCAGCGUACGCCGAACAUCUCGCUUCGACUUGGACGGCAGCGGCCGCCCGGCCACGUGGGACUCCUUCGGGAUCUGGGACAACCGCAUCGAUGAGCCCAUCCUCCUCCCGCCAAGCAUAAAAUAUGGGAAGCCCAUCCCCAAAGUCAGCCUGUCCAAGGUGGGCUGCGCCAGCCACAUUGGGAAGCGGAAGGAAAACGAAGACCGCUUUGAUUAUGCCCAGCUGACUGACGAGGUCCUGUAUUUUGCCGUUUACGAUGGGCACGGUGGGGUGGCGGUGGCGGACUUCUGCCAUAAGCACAUGCAGGGAUUCAUCCAGUGAGUAAACGAAUUCUCCUUGGGGGUUUUUUUAAUUAUAGUGGGGUGGGGUGGAGGAUAUUGCACAGUUGAGUAGGAGAAACAUCUUGAUGUGUAUAAGCUAGGCACCCAAGGGCGCCUUAAAGCGAGAACGGGGCCUUCUCUGCAGUGGCUCCCCGUCUGUGGAAUGCUCUUCCCCAGGGAGGUUCGCCUGGCACCUUCAUUAUACACCUUUAGGCGCCAGGCAAAAACGUUCCUUUUUAAUCAGGCCUUUGGUUGAUCUGACUAUGCCCUUUUAAAACAUGGCUCUUUUUUGGGGGGGUGUUAUUGGGUUGUUUUUCUUUUGAUUAUGUAUUUUGUGGUUUUAUAUCUUGAUUUUAUUCUGUGAACCGUCCUGAGACCCCCGGGGUAUAGGGUGGUAUAUAAAUUCAAUUAAUAAUAAUAAUAAUAAUUAAUUAAUGAACCACGGUUAUAGACUCUACAACAGGAUGUCUUCGCCCGGCAGGUUGGAUGAGAUGAUGUUCAGGGUCCCUUCCAAAUCUGAUUCUAUGAUCUUAGCUACAUUGCUGGGCUGUAGCCUGCUCUUACAACACUUCACUUGUCCCACUAUGCAAGAAGGAUAAACACACACAGUGGAAAUGGAAUUAACUAUGCACUAAGGCAGUGGUUCUCAAACUCUGGUCUGAGUUCCGUUUGGGUGGCCUGUGGAAAGGCACAGUAAAAUAUACCUGUACUCAGCCCUGCACUUCCUUUCUUUGAUGGGAUAAUUGAGGACUAAGAUGCCCAGCAAAGGGGUCCAUGAUUCACAUGAGUCAGCUGGCUUGAUGGAGAUGUCAGCUGCCAACCUGGUGCCGAGAGAUCUUCAUGUAGUUUCAAUUGGACCCGCGCCAGUAGCAAAAGGAACCAGGUGGCCUGGGGAAUUUCAAACAGUGGUUCAGAGCAGUUCAGUGGUGGGAUCGGUUAUCUGGGGUCUGAGGGUGUGUGAGUGCUUGUAGUAAGUAAGUAAAGUAAGUAAGUAAAAAAAAAUUUAUACCCCGGCCAAGACUGGGCUCAGGGCAGCUAAUAUCAAAUGCAUUAAAACAAAAUCAAACAAUUGAUUAAAAUACAGCUUAAAAAUUAGAAUCAGGAUAAAAUUAAAUGACUGCCCACGAAUUACAACCAUAGGGGUCGGGAAUCUCAAGUAUUCCUCAGGGCCAGUUAUCCAUGUUGGUCCCACAUGAGCCGAUAAAAGGGCCAAAGAGGUAACUUACAGGUUCCCAUAGAUGGGGGGGUCAAAGGUCAGGCAGAACAGCUCCGUCUUGCAGGCCCUGCGGAAAGAUGUCAAGUCCCGCAGGGCGCUGGUCUCCUGCGAUAGAGUGUUCCACCAGGCUGAGCCAAAGCCGAAAAGGCCUUGGCCCUUGUUGAGGCCAGUUUAACCUUGAGGCCCGGGACCUAUUAUUUGAGGACCAUAAGGUCCUCCGUGGGGCAUACCAGGAGAGGCGGUCCCAUAAGUACGAGGGUCCUAGGCCAUAUAGGGCUUUAAAGGUUAACAUAGCGGUUCUCACCCUGUGGGUCCCCGGAUGUUGUUGGACUACAACUCCCAUCACCCCUAGCUAGCAAGGCCAGAGCUCAGGGAUGAUGGGAGUUGUAGUCCAACAACACCUGGGGACCCACAGGUUGAGAACCGCUGGGUUAAAACCUUAUAGGAGGUCUUCAGACAAAGGCUGGACUACUGGGGUGGUCUAGCUCUGGAUUUCCUCCAGUGAGCAGGCAAUAGAGCUAUUUAUUUAUAUAUAUUGAUUAAACAUAUACUCUGUCCUUCAUCCAAGGGUCACAGGGCAGUUAACAGCAUAAAAACGCAAAAAUACACACAACAUAAAAGCAAACGAAGUCAUAGGCUAGAUGGCCUAUGACAGCGUUCAUCAAUCUGCUGUCCUCAUAUAAACAGAGGAAGCUGCCUUAUAUAUUGGUCUGUGUAGCUCUGCAUCAUUCCACUGGCUAGCAGUGGCCUUCCAGGGUUUCAGGUAUACCUGUCUCUCCCAGUCCUACCUGGUGAUGCCAGCGAUUCAACCUGGGACCUGCCCCCAUAGGCCUUCCAGCUCUGCUGAAGGAAGCUGUCCCAAACGUCUGAAGGACAGCUGACUGGUGAAGGCUGGUGUACAAGAUUCCCUCCAGCUGUAUAUGAUGACACCAAUCGCCUACCCAUUGAGAAGGCCAGGGGGAUGAUAUUGGUGCUUUUGCAACUACCGCCACUUUUAUCUCGGUAGCUGAUGUUGGAGGGUUUCUUGGAUUGGAGCUUUUGCACUGCCUUCCUUGGGGAUAAUUUCAAGACUCUCCCUUCCUUGCUUUUUUCCAGAGGCUUUCUCACUGAGGAGCAGAACAUGGAAUUGGUAUUGAUGAAAGCAUUUUUAGAAAUAGACAAAGCGUACGCCAGGCAUGCUCAGUUGUCCGCGGAUGGUAAGUAAGAAGCUUGUUUCCGUUCAGCCGUAAAAGAAAGAUAGGAGAAAAAGAAAUUCAUGUGGCAAUCACUGUUUUUUCUAUUGAAAGUUGAGGCUAGCAGUUGUAGAGAGAGAACGCCAAGUAAAAUAUAGAAGGACUUGCCUGCUUUUACAAAGUUAGCAUGGCUUCAUAAGCCUGUGCUGCUUAAAAUAAAGUUAAAAUAAAUAAUUUGAAAUGUUACCUUCAAGCAGAUGUGUCCACAGCUGAUUUUACACCGCAAGACUGUACACAAGUUUCUGUGUAACUCAGCGGGACUUAAGUUUUGAAAAGGUAUGUUGAGCUGUUGAGCUAAAAUGACUGGGAUCUAGAAGGUUGCGAUGAACAAAAAAGUAUUUCCAUUCGUUGCCACUGGAUAAAAAAUCUCUGUGUUGAUGCACCGACCUCCACUUAACAGAGGUAAUGUUGGCUAACGUCACUGGCAUGGACUAAGCAAUUUAAGGCUAGGCUAUAGUCUUACUUAAAAGCAAGGGCCAUUGAUCUCCAGUACCUUCACAUAAUAGCGGUUGGAUAGUGGGUGCCAAUUCUGUGUUAAAUGCAAGGUGCUAUCCAAGUUACUCAGGUUUUUAAAUUCAGUGGAGACAGGCCUGCAAUGUUGUUGGCCUCAUGUUAUGGCUCAGGCUGUAGAUAACUUGCUCGGUUCUAAGAUAAAAAGAAGCACACAUGCCAAUGCGCUUUUCUAUCAUCUUUUGAUAACAGUCCCAAGCACAACAUCUAGCUUGAUGGUAGAACACAUUUUUACAUGUAGCAGACCCCGGCUUUUCCCGUAAGGAUGGGGAAGACUCCUGUCUGACACCCUGGAGAGAGCCUGCUGGCUUAUAAGAAAAUAUUAAGAUCAACCUUAGGUCUGAUGUUCCAAUACAGCUUCAUAAGUUCAUCCUUGGUGGCUCUUUGCAUCCUGCUUUCUCUUAAAAUAUAACAUGCCUGCCAGCCCAAUGCCUAAUCUCAUUCUCUUGCUAAUGUAUUGUUUAGUUUUACAUGGAUUAAUUAUUAUUGCUCACCAAAUUAAAUAGAUACUUCUUGAUGCAAAAAUAUAUUAAACGACAGCAAUUUUUGUCUCAUGUAUAUCACUAUAAGCAAUCUUAAUGGAAGCAUUUGUUUAGCAUAGUAUCCUUCUUGGAUGGCGGACAUAUUGCAUAGCCAGCAAGGACACUUCUACAGAUCUAGCCUACAAUUCUGCCCAUAUUCUGUUGAGACCUUUGAACCCAAUGUUGAGCCCUUUGAACCCAAUGUGACUUGCUUAUGAGAAAGUAUGCUUGGGAUUGGGCUGCAUGGCUAUGAUCAUAGAAUUGUAGAGUUGGAAGGGAUACUGAGCCCUUGCAAUGCAGGAAUCUCAACACGUGGUCUCUCAUCCGGUUUGAAACCAUACCGGACCCUGCUUAGCUUUGCAAAUGUACUAGCAGUUUUAUUGCUGCCUAUACAUCAGUGAUGGCGAACCUCUGGCCCAUGGGGCCUAAUUACACCUCGCAAGCAGUUUCGUUCAAACUAUGCCUACCUGCCCCACACAAUCAGAAGUUUAAAAUAUGUUCCUGGGCCGUCAAUUUACAGAUGCUUUAUUACAAUCAGACUUGUAGUUAAUGCGCUAUUUGGGUAGUCUGAGUCUUGUUUUACAAUGUUGAUUUAGUAAUGACAGUAUAGUUAGUAAUAAUAAAAAAAAAGGUGUGGUGUAAUUUUUGUUUCCUCGUCUUAAGAAGUUGCCAAUCAAAACCAUGAUUUUUAAAUUCUUCAAUAUGUUAACCUGCAACACUGAAGAAGUGAAAGAGCUGCAGAAACAUGCCUGUUUUUUAUGUUCAGAUUUGUAAUUGUGGCACCAAACUUGGAUGUAUUUGCUACAUUUAUCUACCAGGCCAUUGCUCUGAAGUGAACAGGAAUUAUGCCUUGCAUGUGUCCUAUCCGUCUUAGUGUGGCUGUCAACUAAAUUCCCAGGGAAUUGUACUUAUAGGCUACUGGAGAUGGUGGUCUUUUAAUGUUAAAAUUGGUUGGAGCACAGUAGCCGCAGUGCCCUUUAAAGUAUACAUCUUUGCCUAAUGCAAAUGGUUGGGACUUUUGGACAAAUAUCAGCUAGGCAAAUGCGUAAGUGGGUUUUACUCAGUUAAAAACUAGAAGUUGAAAAACAAACCCACCCUAGUAUUUCCCCCCCUCCCUGGUGAUUGAAUAUAUUUGCCCAGGUCAGAUGUGCACGGUGCAACUAAUAAAAUCGCUUCUUUGGCCAGGCUCCUUUGGGGACUUUAUAAAAUUUUCCUUUUAAAUGCCUUUUUAGAGUUGUGCAAUUCCAAACCUCAUAAUCCCUCGCCGAGUGUUUGAACAGCAGGAGGUGUGCAGAUGGAUUGGCUUAGUAACCAAGCCAUGGUUGCUAUCGGAGACGGAUGCAUAAUAAAAUUGGGUGCAAUAAUAUACCCCCAUAACCUUUCUAAGCAGAGCCCUUGAGUUAAGAGGGAAUGCUUCGCUCUCUUUUGCAGCUCUGAUCAUCCCAAGUGUUGCAGGUUUCCUCUCUUUACUUUGAGCAAAAUUCCUGGGUGAAUUUCCUAUUUGCCUCUGUGUACAUGUUAUUUAUGGCAGACACUGUACCUGACCAACAGCUCUAGAAUUGGAGGCCCGGGACUCUAUGCUGGGCUUCAGUGGAAAGAGAGAUCUGCUUAAUGUGGUCCCAGGUGAAGGAGUCUGGCGGGUUCCUAGCCGGGACCAUCGGAAGGUUCCCACAACCACUUUGUCACAUUAGUUGUGACGACAUGCUCUAAAAGGUGCCCAGUGAGUGUUAAGAUACCUCUUGAAAGAUUUUAGAUAAUAUUUCUGUAGUAAUAUAAUUUCUGUAGCUGUCUAGGAAGCAAACAAAUUUUUGUUUUGUUUUAAAAUAAGUUAAUUAACUUGUGUUCUGAGCCAAUGUGUUUUUAUGCUGCUAGAUACCUUUGGAAUAAAUGGUGGCAAACUGCUAGUGACUCUAUGAAUAGUGUGAUUCCUUGAUUUUGGAACUGCAAUACCGCUUGCGGAACAAAUCCACCUAUUUGCAUUUUUUUCUUUUUGCAUUCUCCCAUCGUUCCAAUGGAGCUUGGAAAGGACUCCUGUACAAACUUCAGUUGAUAUGAAUGUAUUGUCCAGCUUGUGGCAUUUAGGCAGAGGUGUGCAACCUGUGGCCGUCAGUGAUGUCAGACUCCAAUUCUCAUUCAUCCCAGGAAACAUGGCUAAUGGGUAAGGGAUGAUGGGAGUUGUGGUCUGGCAUCAUCUGAUCCUAAUGGUCCCUCCCAUAUCAUAAACAUUAUACUUUUAAAGCACAUUCAAAACACGUUCUUUCCCUCAAAGUAUUCUGGGUACUGUAGUUUUCCACGUGCAGAGUUAGUUCCCCGCAACUUUUGACAAACCACAGUGCCCAGAAUUCUUUGAGGGAACGAAUAUGCUUUGAAGGUAUGGUGUGUACACAGCUUAGUCCUCUCACUGUUUUGAUCACUGUCCUCUGGACAGUUCGUCAACGUCCGCCUUAAAAUGUGGUACCCACAACUGGGCAUGGUACUCCUGGAAGCAAAGCUUAGGAACAAAAAAACAUAGGGCUUCCCACAAAGUUUUACUAUUCAUUUAGGAAGUGGAAGAGAACGUUAAACUGAGGGCUGUGUUAUUUCUUAGUGCUGAGUAGCUCAGGCUUUUAGGAUCUACCUAUCCAACAGGAUAAGAGGUCAAUUACUUUAACUCCUUUUGCAGAGGCUAUCUAGGAAUUUCUGUGCACUCACUCCUGAGUGCUCUUAGUUAUGACCCUGGGAUUCGCUGCAACACCCUCAGACAUUGGGUGUGUGCAUACACACAAAUCUCAGUGUGGUAUUUGGAGAAGGGCUGUAGAUUGCUCAUCCCAAAAAGCUAUGUCUUCAGGCUUCUAACACUGUGCAAGAGGAGCAAAGCUGUGCCUCUUUUCUGGUUUUGGGUGGCAAGAUCACGCCAGCCUCUUACUACGGGGUUCCAGGGAAGGUAUUGCCUUUUAGAGCAGUGAUGCUAAGGUAACGUUUGGUUACAGAUGCACAUCCCAAAAUGUGCAACUUGCCUUUCCUUAAUUUUAUGGGCGUAAAAAUAAAAUAAAAUAGCAAUGUCUGAUAAUUCCCAUCCCAAAUGAAGUCUGAAACUGCCCUGGAGUUUGUACUUUCCAAAACAAACCCACUGAUUCAAGAUGUCCUGCCACUGUACAUUUGUAUCUGAUGUCUCGGACUGAUUCCAGACGGCUUCAUUAUGGGAUGGGUGCUCUGAUUCCUGAGGUUUUCCACAGCAUUCACCUGGCGUCAUUGCCAAGGAAAUCCAACAAGUUAAAGAAAAAAGGCCUGUUGCAAACAUCCCCCCUGAAUUCGAUGACCCAUUUGUCAUAUUAAACCUCCAAGUAGAAGCACCCAUAAUAGUCUCUUCCUGAAGUGGCGCUGCAGUUCGAAAAGCAAGGAAUUGAAUUGGGGCGAGGGAGGUGGGGGAACUAGAGGUGGCCUCCAGAUCUGGCCUUUAAAAUUUAGAGGGGAGUUGGGAAAGAAGGCAAAAACUAGCUCAACCUUUUACGCCUUGCUGUGCUUUAUUCAUAUUGCUACUUAAAACAGGUAUCUUACGAGCAAUGCUAAAAAGUGCGGUUUGCCCCUCUCCAUUUCAUGUGUAUUGCUGCUUCUCCUUUCCCACCCUCUCCUUAUUUAAGCACCUGCUUUGGAGUGUGCAGGAAAUACACAAAUAAUACCAGGCUGAUUGUGCUAUAAUGUCAUGACCACAUUCAGCUUUCUGUGGUUAGAGAGUUGGACUUAAGGCGUGAGACCAGGGACUUGGCUAUACAGCUGCAAAUGCAACAUUUUAAGUGCAUUUUAUUUGCAUUAUACAAAUUUGACACUACAUAGUGAUGGUGAGCUUAUGGCAAACUCAAUAUAUUUUUCAAAAAUAAACUUAAAUUAAAAAGCAUUUUUAUAUGUGUCUAGAUUCUGCCCAGGGCUCAAAUCCCCACUCAUCUAUUAAGCUCCCUGGGUGACCUCAGGCCAGUCACUCACUUUCAGCCUGACCUACCCUACAGGGUUCUUGUGGGAAUAAAAUGGGGAGGAAGAGAAGCCACGUAUAUCGCCUUGAACUCUUUGGAGGAAAGGUGGGAUAUGAAUGCAAGAAAAUAAAUACAUUUCCUAAUGAUACAAAACAUCCAAGAAGAGAUGGGAGGAAGGGGGGAAAUUAUUCCAUCAAAAAUUGUUGGGCAACCUUACAAAGGCAGUUUUCAAGAGCUGGUCAGCGAGCUCUUUGCAGUAAGAAUACCUGUUUUAAUUCAUUGCCUAGUUUAGAUUCCUCUUCUGUUGCUGUCCUUUUGUUUUCCUAUCUAACGUCUCCAUUCUGUGGUGCUUCCACUUCACAACAAGGCUUGAUGUCCCCCGCCCCCCGCCCCUCAAGUGUUCAGUUCAUCUUUAUUUUUUAAUAUAUAUUUUUUUAUAAUGCAUGCCGCCCUUUCAUCCGUAGAUCUCAGGGUGGUUCACAACAAAGAAAUACAAUAUAGAGACACUUUAAAUAUGUGAUAAAAACAAUAACAAAAAUACACGAACCAGUAACUCAACUCUCCCCCUUAUCAAAAGAUUGCCGUAGAUUCUCUUGGCAUUUCAGUUCAGGGGCAAGAAUAGGCAUAACUCAUGACGUGGCGCCAGUGUUAGGAAUUCAGGUCUAUAAGUUGGGCACCAUAUGGGUCCAUAAACCAGGGACACACGCACCAAUGGAGUGCAUGGCUGCCAUUUUGGGACCAGGUGGCUUGAAAGUCCUAUUUUUCAGUAUGACUUUUUGGUUCCUGAAAUUCAUUCUGAUAAAACGGAACAGAUAGUGGCAAAUAGCCAGGUGCGAAAUGCACCUGGUGAAUUUCGAACGCUGACCUGGCCUGAUCCCCUUCCCUGAAAGGCUUGUCAUACCUUUCACAACUGGCUUAGUUCUCCUGCAUCUGUACCCAAAAAGGAAACUGAUCCAGCACCAUGCAGCUUUGCUACUGAUCACCCGGGAGUAAGGAAAAAGGCUUUCCCACUACUCGUAGAACUUCACCACCUGUAAAGCACAUGCCAGUUUAAUUAAAGUACUUCAGAAAGCUACUGUGUAAGGGCAUUUGUUUAAGGCUCUAUAAAGGUAAAAAGGGACCCCUGACCAUUAGGUCCAGUUGCGGACAACUCUGGGGUUGUGGCGCUCAUCUCGUUUUAUUGGCCAAGGGAGCCGGCGUACAGCUUUCGGGUCAUGUGGCCAGCAUGACUAAGCCGCUUCUGGCGAACCAGAGCAGCGCAUGGAAUCACCGUUUACCUUCCCACUGGAGCGGUACCUAUUUAUCUACUUGCACUGGGGUGCUUGCGAACUGCUAGGUUGGCAGGAGCAGGGACCGAGCUCACCCCGUCGCGGGGAUCUGAACCGCCGACCUUCUGAUCGGGAAGCCCUAGGCUCUGUGGUUUAACCCACAGCGCCACCCGCGUCCCUUUUAAGGCUCUGUAGCUGCACCUGUUUUACUAGUACGAGAAUAGACGAGAACUCGCCGCAGACUUCACCCAGCCCAAGCACCAACACGCCACAUUUUAUCCCCACUGCAUGGAGUCUUGUUGUCAAAACGCUGCUGCUUUGUGUGCAUGCCCCCACGUUGCUUGUUUCCUGUCUUUGUAGCUUUAGCUAUACAGCAGUAACUCUUUAUGGGUGGUUAAAGUUUUUUAAGCUGAGUGGCUGCUUCGUGUGUGGUGCUCAGGCCUUGACCGCCUCUCCUUACAUGACGUUUUGUAGCCACCUUGCUGAACGCCGGGACCACGGCGACAGUGGCCUUGUUGCGCGAUGGGAUCGAGCUGGUUGUGGCCAGUGUUGGAGACAGCCGCGCCCUUCUGUGUCGCAAGGGGAAAGCCAUGAAACUGACCAUCGACCACACUCCGGAAAGGAAGGAUGAGAAGGAAAGGUACUUUGCUAGAAACCUUGGGCUGGAGUUGUUGUUUUUUUUUGGGGGGGGCGGGAAUGUAAAAUUUGUAUCCCUUGCAAAGACUGCUAAGGAAUGAAAACGAGCAGCUGUGGGCAAAUAAUAAUAAUAAUAAUAAUAAUAAUAAUAAUAAUAAUUUAUUAUUUGUAUCCCGCCCAUCUGGCUGGGUUUCCCCAGCCACUGUGGGCGGCAUCCACAAAGACCAAAAAUACACUAAGCUCUUUCACAGCAAAGCUGUGGUUGGUGUCGCUUGCGUAAAUCUGUCGUGCUAAGUGCUUGGAUAUGUACGACCGUAGUGAACGUUCCAUCCUCUCUUCCUUUCCUACUUUGUGUGUUUGCGCAAUCGAAGAAUCAAGAAAACUGGUGGUUUCAUAGUCUGGAACAGCCUGGGACAGCCCCACGUAAACGGCAGGCUUGCAAUGACCCGCAGCAUAGGAGAUUUGGACCUUAAGACAUACGGUGUCAUAGCAGAACCAGAGACAAAACGGGUUCAGGUAAGAGGCUGAGCAUCUUCCUUUUCUACACCCUGACCUCAUUUUCUUGUAAAGAUGGCACAGCACUAAAUAGCUGGCACUGCUACCAUUCCUUAGAAGUGUUUCCCACUAUCACUGCUCUUUCAGACUGUGGUACCCUGGCAGACCCUGCUGUGGCCUGGUCUAUACAGUAUCUGGACCUUGGGGGAGGGGUUUCCUGGCUAAUUUGUUUUUUUCAACAAAGCAUUUGUGCAUUGGAUAGCAUACAGAAUGUGUGUGUCAAUAAAGCCACUUUUGCAGAGUUGCCAAGUUCCAGGGAGAUGCAUUUUUGGAUGUAUACCUAUGCAUCUCGGAAUCUUUUCUUCCCUUGAGGCCCGGCUGGCUUUGAGAGGGAGGUGGGAGAGCCACUACUGAUCUCUGUUCCUGGCCAGUAUUACUCACUUUUCCUUAUAGGGUUAAUGAGGGUGAGCCAGAGAGAGAGAGAGGAAAAGAUCGGAAUGCUACCUAGGUUAAAAGUAUUUGCCCUCCCUCUAAUGGUUAACUCGGCAGGUGAGGGCCAGCAGGAUUGUAACGUAACUGGGGCCGCUCAGAAGGAAGCUCAAAAUUUUGCAGUAGUAUAGUGGUACCUCGGGUUACAGACACUUCGGGUUACAGACACUUCAGGUUACAGAUGCUUCAGGUUACAGACUCCGCUAACCCAGAAAUAGUACCUCGGGUUAAGAACUUUGCUUCAGGAUGAGAACAUAAAUCGCGUGGCGGCAGCAGGAGGCCCCAUUAGCUAAAGUGGUACCUCAGGUUAAGAACAACUUCAGGUUAAGAACGGACCUCCAGAACAAAUUAAGUUCUUAACCCAAGGUACCACUGUAUAAAAAAUAUAGAUGCCCCCAUCCCAAAACAAAAUAGCCCUAUCAAGACUGAACAUGAUUGGCCACAGAAUGCAAAGUGUGGGUUCUUUUUUGGGGGGGAGGGGUAAUAUAAAACUAGAGGGAAGGGUAACAAAAUUGAGGUUCAUGGAAAGAGGGGGCUGAUGGAACCCUGAAGAGGAUCACGCCACACUGCAACACUUUGUUGCAGCUCUCACUUGUGGAAAUAGGUAUGUUUACGUUUGUAUCACUACUGAAAGCUGGGCAUUUAGUAUACUUUUGUUUGUGUGGCGUGUCAUUUCAGUUGCACCAUGCGAGCGACAGCUUCCUGGUCCUUACCACAGACGGCAUCAACUUCAUGGUGAACAGCCAAGAAAUCUGUGACUUUGUUAGCCAGUGUCACGAUCCCACGGAAGCAGCUCACCUUGUAACUGAGCAGGUAGGCGUUUCUGCCUUUCCAACACAGAAAACACCACCACCGUCCAGUUUUGAGCAAAGCCAGUUAAGUCCGCUUGAUUCUUUUUGGGUGGAACAACCUCCUACAAACCAGUGAUGAGACAAGCCCAGUUUGUUAAACGUAUAUGGCGGUUGUGUUCCUGCAAGGAAAAUUUUCCCAUUAGGUUUUAUUGUCUUCAACAGCUAAUUGGAAGUUGCUGGUGUAGCUCAGAUACAUCACUUUCCUUUCAGUUGUGCCCUUGCUCAAGGACAGCAGGGACCCAUAGUCUUGCUUUACUGUCAGAUAUAAAGAGUUGCUUUUCGAAAACAAAUGCUGAAAAAGUCAACAGAACUGCUGCUGCCACUGUCUACCUGCUGGGAACUGUUCUCUUACUCAAACCGAGAAGAUACUAAUUUUGAACAAUGCAGGCAGUCAAUGGAUGUAUUUUCUACCGUAUCUAGUCAGCUGGAAUCCAAAAAAAUAAAUCCAUACACAACGGUCUGCGUUGUUUUAUUUCCCCCCAAAAUCUGAAGGUCACUGUUCCCCACAUUUAUUGAUAGCGUAACUUAGGAGUAACUGAUGUGGGGAUCCCUUGGAGGCUGUUGGACCCCAGCUCCCAUCAGCCCUAGCCAGCAUUGCCAAUGGUUGUAGGAACUGCAGCUACGUUAAGCUAGUGGCAUCCAGAUGAUGAUGAACAAAAUUGUAUUUUAUUUUAUUUUACCGUUAUGAAGAUUGUUAUUAAACAGUAUCCACCCCGUGUUAAAACUUCUGUGGGCUAUUCUUUCUCCUCCCACACCACCCUGUGAUGCUUUUGCCCCAUGUUGAAAUUCAGAGACUUCUAAAAGGGUCCAACAUGCAGAAAUGUGCAGAGUGGCUGAAACUGAUGGGUUGUUUUUGUAUCAACACCCUUAUCAAUCCGUUCCUGUUUAUUAAUAGUCACAGACUUCAGUUUCUAGAAAGUAUGUACUGAUAACAAGAUUAGGUUCAGAUCCUGAUUUUAGUAGUUUGUAAAACAGACCACCUCAGCGCAAGGUACUUUAUGGAUUGUCCAGUUUGACUGAUCCAUCUAAGUCCAUUUUAUUUCUCUCCUGCUCGUCAUUCACAAUUGGGAAACUUGUGUAUUUAUGCAUACAUUUCCUCUUUUGACAGAAGUGGAUAAAAUUUGAAGGCGGGGUAAGCCCUCCAGUGUAGGCAAAGCCUGCCAAAUCACAGGCAAUGAAGUCCAAUUGUUUUUACGCCUUUGGAAGGUGUUUGGAAUGGGAGGCUAUAAUGUAGCCACAAUUUGGGGGGUGGGACUUCCCUUGAAUUUGAAUUAUCUGGGGAAUACAGUAGAUGUUUGUGGACACCAGUUCCCACCAGCCUCAGGCAACAUGGCCAACGAUUGGGGUGAUGGGAAUUGUAUUCCGGCAGCAUUGGGCAGGCCACAGUUUCCCCCCAUCAAUCUGUAGUUGAAAGAAUACAGCCGAACAGGGUGAAGGGCUAAAGCUUUGUGCCUUUUGCAAUCUCUCCCUCAGGCCAUACAGUAUGGAACGGAAGAUAACAGCACUGCCAUCGUCGUGCCGUUUGGAGCCUGGGGCAAAUACAAGAACUCUGAGGUCAACUUCUCAUUCAGCCGGAGCUUCGCCUCGAGCGGGAGAUGGGCCUGAGUCGCUGCUGCUGCUACGAGAUGUGGACUGGACUGUCCUGUAGGAGGCCUCGCAAGGCAGAGAGCAGAUCUGUAGAUAGUUGCGUCCAUCUCUCUCUCCCAGCACCUUGUGCUUUCUGCCUGGGUAGAAAACCAUCGUUAACUUGAUGUUGCCUCUUUAACAAACACGUCUGCUACUGCUUAAUCUCAGAGCCAGCGAUUUUCGCCCCCUCCGUCCAACGUAGAUAAUUCUGUCUGAUUCUUUGGCACAGACAAGAUGCUGGCUCUUUGCACCUGGCUGACAAACCCUCUGAAGGGGUUUUUACCCAAGUGUUUCUUAUGCACAGCGUAUGUUUUUAGAGGAUGAGAGAGAGAGAGCGAAGAGGCCAAAGGGGCUCUCUUAAUUUGCACAGUGCGAAAGGGAGCAAGCGCACAAGGAGAGGAAAGGUGGCGUUUCAUCUUCUCCGCUCUCACAAGUCUUUCCUUCCCUAUUUGAACAGAAGUAAGAGAAAGCCAGGAGAUUUGGAGGCAAUGUGGCUGGCUGUGCUUUGCUUUGCUCAGCCUGCUGGCACCAGGUUAACCACCAAAGCUGACUUUGGUUUUGGUUAGUCCAGUUCCGGAGAGAAAGGGAUCUUGGUCUCAGGGCUAAGACUCCGUUCAGUGGAAGUCAAACAGAAAAUAUCAGCUGUGUGUAUGUGUGUAAUGUCCUGUCCUUAAGUCCAAUUUCUCAUAAGCAGAAUGUGGCUUUUACACUUGGGCUGAAACCCAUGUCUAUUCCUCUGUCUGUGGGUUUAUAAUUGGAGAACCACGCCAUAACCCUCAAGGCAGAAGUGGACACAACACUAACAGGGAUUGUGGCAAUCGUCACGUUUCUUCCGAAAGGCGGAAGCAAUGUAGGUUUUCUGUAUUUAUUUGUUUUUUCUUUAAAUAUAUCAAUACUAAGAAAUCCCCUUUUUAAAAAAAAUACUGCUUUUCAGGAGCUAAACCCUUUCAAAGAACAUCUUGUUCUUCAGUUCUUUUUCAGAUGUUGCUUCUCUUUCAGAGCCACUGAAAAAUGCACAGAGUUAACUUGGAUGGGGACAUGUUGCCCAGUGGGUAUUCAGUGUUCGAUUGCACAGCGGUUGAAGUUCCUAAGGGAUUUCUCUCCCUCUUCCCAAGUUAGCAAAAAGUUGAGGAUACACUUUGGAAGGGAGAUUUUUGUAAGGGAACGGGUAGGGUUAUAUUUGGACCUGCCACUCGUCUUAAUGAGAAUUUCACUUUAGAAGCAAAUGCUGGAGGGAAGCAAAAGGUUUAAAUGAGGUAAGUAGAGUUUCUCCAGGAAAUUCUACACUUCCCCCACUUCAAAUGUACCACGGGGAGACCAAGGGAACAAUCGGCAUUCCUUGGCAGGACUUCAGUAGGUUUCAUGUAAUAGAGGCCAAGGAUAUGAUUCAGAGUGUUGUGUCACAGAGACCAUUCACACCUCUAGAUCAUGGGUAGCCAACAUGACAGCUGCAGGUAUUGUGGACUGCAGAUCCCAUAAUCCUGACAAUUGGCCAUGCUGGCUGGGACUGCUGGAAGAUGGAGCCCCAGAACACCUGGUAUAUACUGCUAUAUACUGUCGGUACUAGAGGCUGUCCACAAUAGUUCUUCAUUUCUGACAUAGAUACUUUGACCAUAAAUACUUGGAAUUGAAAAUGACCACCACAAAACAGUAAGAGUUGUUUCACAGUGGGACGUUCUCCCUGGAAAGGUGGUGGACUUUCCUUCAUUGAAGGUUUUCAAGCAGAGGUUGUAUGGGCCUUCAGACAUGGGUGCUUUAGUUGAGAUUCCUGCAUUGCAGGGGUUUGGACUAUAGAUGACCCACAAGGCCCCUUCCAACUCUACAAUUCUGUGAUUCUAUGAAAACCCAGAAUUAAGCCGCUAUAAAGUUACCUAGCACUGAGGUGUAGCAGUGCUGAGCUCUUUUAGCUGAACCCUGAUCGCAAUGUGAACCCGUGGACUUGCUGCUUGAUGCCAGUACUAAUUAGAGCCACACCUUUUGCAUAAAUCAUUCCAGUUUCACUUCUGCACAGCUGCUCAUAAAGCUUCCUGUUGAAAACCACAAAGUACUUUGGAAACGGUGCCCUGGGUCCUGUUCUGGUGUUAUCUUGUGUGUAUUCUACAUGUUUGUAUAUAUGAUAUAUAGAGAGAAAUGAUAUAUCUACUUUAUAAGUAAAAGAAUAUGUUAAAAAAUAUUUGCAUCCAGUCCUGUUGCGCUUAGUCCCUGCAACGGCACAUAUGAAAACGGUUUCCCUCUUUGCUACUUCCCAGGUUGUUGGGACCUGGGCUGAGAAAGGGCUAAAGUGUAUGUCCCUAUGGAGUCAGGGUGAUGUAUUAUCCCGUGUGAGGAGAACAUUGACCUCUCUCUGUUGGGGUUUGUUGCCUUUGGAGAUCUUGUUGUAUAAAAACAGCAACCUUUUUGUGCGCGUCCAAUUGAUGCACAGCCGCUGAAGCGUGGGUCAUUUGGGAUCCGGAAGGGUGGGCUCAUGCUCACUCCAUCGACAUGCACAGGGGCCAUUAACAGAGAGAGCCCCACCCCCCCACAAAAUGGUCCCUGCCUGUCUCCAAAUUUGGCUACCUAGUUAUGUGGCAUUGUGUUAAUCGAAUGAUCCCUCAUUGGCUGGGAUUGUUCCAUUGGCUCAAAGGCUGCGUUAGAAGAAAUAUUUGUCACAGUCCUAACAAAGUUUCUGCCACCAGCACUUAAGUCUUCUAGCCCACUAAUGUGUACCAACACAACAAAAAACAAACCUAUGGUCACGUAAAGCCUACUCAAUAAGCACACAAGAUGUAACCGGCUAUGUUCUUAGAUAAAUAAGGUAUACUAUUCAUUGUAUCAAAUCAUAAAUUUCAACAGAAGUAACUCAUAAAGUUCAACAAAUGAACAAAGCAGAAGACCCAGUAGAUCAGAUCAUUCUCUAAUCAGUUUUUGCAUAAGGUCCAUUUGUGUAAUAGUGUCUAUUCCACCUGUCUGUUCAUAAGGUCCAAACAAUCCACAUGAAAGGUUGUUACAGUUCCACAGAAUCCUUUUGCAGAGUCUAAGACAAGGAUUUCUGGAAUAUUGACCUUGUUUUGCCACCCUGGGCUUCAUCAGUAGUUAAAACUCUAAGUAAUACAAAUAAAUACAAUAUCGUGAUCUCACACAUUUUAUAGCAAAAAUAAUAUAAAACCAUAAAUAACUGUAUAUACCAUAUGUGAUAUUACAGGACAGUGGAUCUUAUGGCAUAAUAGUAGCUGCGGUAAGCAGCAACUGUUACAAAGUAGGGUUAUAUGAACAAGCACAAUAUUGAUUUACAGGUGUUGGCAAUCCACAGAUACAGAAUAUCUUUCUUAAAGUGACCUAUAUGGCACAGCAAAAGUAAAACAAAUUUAAUCCAUGCUCAGAUGUUAUACAUAUAAACAUUAAUACAAACUCAUACAUUAAUGUAAACAAUUUUUGGAUCUAAAGUAAUAGCAAUCCACAAAUGCACAAUUUUGUACUCAAAAUUUGAGACAAUGAGUAGUAUACCUUAUUUAUCUAAGAACACACCCAGUUACGUCUUGAUUGAAGAUUCACGAAUGUGUACCAGCAUGUCAUGGAAUAAAUGCAACAGUCGCAUUUCCCAAACUGCGCAGAAAUAACCACCAGUGGCUACCUGCAGAGAGGCCUUGACCGUGCUGUAUGCAAACUGCGCACUGGGCUUUGUUUUUGUUGAAUGAAAAUGCCUUUUCUUUCAUUGUGUGCCGGAAGAACUUUGCCUGUAUUUUGCACAAAACUUGGAGCUUUGGUAAGCGAAUGGGUGGUUGAUUUGGUUACAAGGGAUUUGAUCAAACUAAAUGUAGGCAGUGGGGAGCAAACUUAAAGUAUUCAACCAAACUGAAUUAAUAGGUGUUAGUUUUUAGGGUGGGUGAGUGGGUUUCUGGGACUGGGGAUGAGGGAAGUUCAAUUGCUUUUGAUAUUACUAAACCAUAGAUCCUUUUAUCACGUUGCUGAAUGUACUGGAGAGAGGGAGACCCUCUCCUGGGGAGUCAAAGUUGGGAGCUUGCAAUGCCUCCCCAAAGGUGAGAUGACAAUGUAAGGAAAUUCCUGCAUAUGUAGAGUGUGACUUGGCAGCUUCAUGCAUCGGAACUGACUUGUUGGAAGUACUGAAGUGCACUUGUGUAAAUUGUGUUGCUUACUUUUUGCCUUGGUGAGAAUGUAGAUAUUUGAAUGUUGAUUGUUCAGGUUUGGGGGUGGGGCAUGCAAACUUGUUGGGUGGCCCAAAUGCAGGCUCCCCCCCCCCCCGCUGCAUUUUUGCAGAGGCUGUUGGCAGACCAUGGUUAACUCUUUCCACGCUGGGGCUUAAUGAGAAACCCCCCUUGCUCUCUGUCAGGAAUGUCUACCGAAGGCAACACCAUGGUCUGCUAGCACGUAUGUUUAAAAAUCAACAGCAGUGUGUACGAUAAAGUUUCUUAAUGGUCGCUGUGAUUGGAUGCGGACAUUUCUAUUGUGGAUUCUGUGGCCCAGCUGCUGCAUCAUUUUAAACAGUUGCUUUGUUUAAAAAAAUAUGUGGAAGCAGGUUGGAGAUGAAAGAGUAUUUUAAUAAACAGCUUGCUCCUAAAGA
Podarcis lilfordi (Lilford's wall lizard) is the source of this 26365-nucleotide messenger RNA. The record is from the annotation of a GenBank genome assembly. Lineage: Eukaryota; Metazoa; Chordata; Lepidosauria; Squamata; Lacertidae.